Corylus avellana is the source of this 1031-nucleotide messenger RNA. Its product is annotated as putative glutathione S-transferase. Gene Ontology annotation, biological process: glutathione metabolic process. Gene Ontology annotation, cellular component: cytoplasm. NCBI's taxonomy places the organism in Eukaryota, Viridiplantae, Streptophyta, Magnoliopsida, Fagales, Betulaceae. Gene Ontology annotation, molecular function: glutathione transferase activity. The record is from RefSeq and is a predicted model, not a curated record.
AUAGCCAACAAGAAUGGAAGAAGUGAAGCUCCUGGGAGCCUGGCCUAGCAGUUACUGCUACAGAGUUAUAUGGGCUCUGAAACUCAAGGGUGUGAAAUAUGAAUAUGUAGAGGAGGAUCUUUCCGACAAGAGUGAUCUUCUUUUGAAGUAUAACCCAAUUCAUAAGAAGAUCCCAGUGCUUGUUCAUGGUGGAAAUCCAAUUUCUGAGUCAACUGUUAUUCUUGAGUACAUUGAUGAGGUUUGGCCACAUAAUCCCUUGCUGCAUCAUGACCCUUAUGAGAAGGCCAUGGCAAGAUUUUGGACAAAGUUUGAAGAGGAAAAGAGCCCCAUUUUUUUCAGUUUCUUUCAUGCUGUGGGAGAAAAGCAAGAGAAGGCAACAAAAGAAGCCAAAGAGCUGCUGAGAAUAAUAGAAGAUGAUGGCCUUGGGGGGAAGAAGUUUUUUGGAGGCAAUGAGAUUGGAUUGGCAGACCUUGCCUUUGGCUGGUUAUCUGCCUGGCUCGAAGCUAUGGAAGAAGCAGUUGGUGUAAAACUGCUGGAAGCUGACAGCUUCCCACGCCUACAUGCUUGGAGGAAAAACUUCAGGGAAGUGCCUGUGAUCAAAGAGAACCUUCCUGUUGGCAAAGAAAUGCUGGAAUAUUUCAAACGCCUAAGGGAGAUGUUUAUUGCAUCAGCAACCUCAUGAAUCUUAGCUUUGGAAUUUUCCAUGCAGGCUUUGUUCUUUAUUUCCAUUGUUGGGAUUUUUUUUGUUUUGUUGUUUUUGGGAACCCCUCGAGGCAAGACCCUUUUAGGAUCCAUCCAUGUCUGGUAAACUCUAGAUACACGACCUCGCCCGUAAGAACCAUGUAUUAUGUGAGGUAAUUGAGGAGACUCGAAUAGUUGGCCUAGUGAUAUUACACCAGACAAGCGACCAUUCAAACUAACCCUUGCGGGCCCAUUGGUGGGAAUUUGCAAUAUGAUUUCAUUAUCACUUGUAUUCUCAUUGAAUUAGUCAUUUUCACGUUAGUUUAUAAACGUAAUAGAUGUCAUGUGGA